This is a messenger RNA of Chenopodium quinoa (quinoa), 763 nucleotides long. RefSeq lists its product as uncharacterized. NCBI's taxonomy places the organism in Eukaryota, Viridiplantae, Streptophyta, Magnoliopsida, Caryophyllales, Amaranthaceae. The record is from RefSeq and is a predicted model, not a curated record. Bases 324 to 749 code for a protein of 141 amino acids. The transcript is spliced from 2 exons.
GACUGCAAUUUGCAAUUUGUUUUUAAAUACCUGCAAUUUGCAAAAUACAAAAUUUAAAUGACGGUAAUUGACAAUUUUUUCCUAAAAACCCAAAAAUGUUAAUUUAAUAAACAUGAGUAGUAGUUACAAUUACAAUUCCAUUAAAUAUCCUUGAGGAUUAAGAGUACUAAAAUUUAAGCUAGCACAUAAAAUAAAAACGAAAAAAAUAACCUAAUUAAUGUCUACACGGACUAUAAAUAGUCAAGAUAAGGUUGGUAAUUAAAGCAAGCCUAUCUCUACCCUCUUCAGUCUUAAAAUCUCUACCAUUAUUGAACAACAAAACAAUGGAAGCUCUACCAAAAAUUUCAGUUCUAGUUUGUUGUAUCUUCUUUUUAUUUCUAAAACCUUCACAAUCUGCUACACUUUGUAAUCCAAAUGACCUAAAAGUCCUCUUACAAAUGAAGAACUACUUCCACAAUGGACCAACCUUCUCAGAAUGGAACCCCAAAACAGACUGCUGUAACUGGAACGACAUAAAAAGGAAUUACAUAAUCAGUAGUCUAAAUAAAGUCACAAAGACUGAUGUAAACGUGGUUGAGCCUCAGAAACAAGCUAACUGGUACAAUUCCGGAGAGCUUUGGAUCAUUCAAGAGUGCUCUAACUCUCCAAGUGUGGGGCAACAAAUAAUCAGGAACCAUUCCACGGUCGUUAGGCCACGCAAAUUUGACAAUCUUAGAAGUAUUUGGCCAGUUGCCCUUACAGUUCAUUGAUGUGAGCUACAACA